AUGGCUCAGCCGAAACGACUCUCACUCUACAGCGAGACGGAGCUCGAGUCCAAAGCCCCCGUGGGUUUCCCUUCAAGUUGUCCCACGCUCGACCUAUCUACCACGUGGGAUGCUGCCGACAAGAACCUAUUCAUUUACAGACCUCCCUGUCAAGCUGUUUCUAAAAUCCACCAAGCUGGGGCUCCAGGGACGCAAUCGUCAGAAGUGGUCACCGUGACCUGGAAACCAGAUGUGUGCGGAGGAACAAAUGCCAACAUCUCCCGUAUUGGCUGGGCAACCUGCAAUGUCGCAAGUAAAUCACCAGGAGACCUUUUGAUACAAUCAAAGGAUGGUAUAUUCACAAAUACAACGACUUCCGAUGACAAUUUGCCUCGUAAUUUACCCCAGGAGCUUACUUUCCUCGAGGUUGACACUGCCCUGCCCAAGGUCAGUCCCUUGCCUACCAGUAGUGCUGGCGCAGAUGAUGAUGCAACUGUAUUCACGUUGCGGACAGGUAUUGAAUUCUUGUUUCAACCACCGAAGCGGGAGGAGUAUGAGCAAGUGAACGUCAUGAUAGUUGGCACGGACGAUGGCAAGCUGCAGCUAAACAUUUACGAUUCUUUUCUUAUUGGCACAUUUCCCAGUCCCGUAUCAGAGUCGUCAAAUAUGCCGCCAUAUAUGAUUUCUCACGCUGCUCACCCUCAUUUAUCAACACACGCUCUGGUCUUUGCACAUACGCAGACUGAGCCGGAAUUCCUCCACCUGGUCCCGAUGGAUCUGCCGUUCAUUUCUUCGUCACCGAUUAAUUUGUGCCUGCUGGCUUCCAAGUUGACUACACUUCAGAAGCUGCUGCGAUAUAUCAAACAAACCCAACUCCACAUGCAAGUCGAAUGGAAGAAUACCCGAGAAUUACCAACCCGAUUUCUGCGCAGCGUGCAAGGGGAUCUAGAAGAGCUGCCAAGCGGUCCCCGAAGCAUCGUUCCAGCACUAUACCACACUGUCGUCACCGGACAUGCGUACGGGCCAGUGCGAGAAUGGCUAGUCGAUAGUCUCGCAGAACGUGGUCACAAACGAUGGGACAAAGCCGUCGUCUCCGGUCUCGAAAAUCUCCGCAGCCUAGUCCACGAGAAUUUUCUUCCGGCAUUAGAGCGCUGUGCCAUUAUUCUCAGCCGUCUACGUGGUUUGGUCCAAUUCUACGACGACAGAGACGACAUUGGAUACUCGGCUACUCAAACCAGCAGACUUCUCGACAUAAUCGCUUGUCUCAGUCUAGUCGGCCACAAAAUUCUAUCCAAUGUCAUGGACGAACUGGAGCAUUUUAACGCGUUUUCUACAUGGUUGCGACUUCAGAUUGAUCGCCAAGCUUCAUCUACUACAACGGCAGAUGAGCUCACCGAAAAAGAGGCAACUAUGGACACGUCAAAGGUUCUCACGUACAUUGAGAGUUAUCUCACCCACAGUCCACUAGAUGUAUACUUUGACCAAGUCUCCGAGGAAGACCGGCAGGCUGACUUGGACCAUAUUGAAGACGGUGUCGGCAUAUUUCGCAUCCUCGACGCGCAAUUGAAGAAACAAGAGUCGGGACAAGCAUCCCGGAAAGCUCUCCAGCACGUAGACUUCCUGGUAUCAUACGUGACGACUUGCUCUAGUCGAAUGUUCAAGGACAUAGCAGAAGCAACAAAGCGAAGCGUACGGUUCGGCAAGGCUGUCAAGCUGUCCAUCGGGCAACCCAUUACACAGAUGGACACCCAAAUAUGCCAUACCAGCGGGAAUGCAAGUUGCCCCGAAGUUUCCCAUCUUGAUUCCAAAUAG
This is a messenger RNA of Metarhizium acridum CQMa 102, 1791 nucleotides long. The record is from RefSeq and is a predicted model, not a curated record. NCBI's taxonomy places the organism in Eukaryota, Fungi, Ascomycota, Sordariomycetes, Hypocreales, Clavicipitaceae.